Neodiprion fabricii is the source of this 819-nucleotide messenger RNA. RefSeq lists its product as uncharacterized. The record is from RefSeq and is a predicted model, not a curated record. Lineage: Eukaryota; Metazoa; Arthropoda; Insecta; Hymenoptera; Diprionidae. The coding region runs from base 293 to 673 and encodes 126 amino acids. The transcript has 3 exons.
UAGACAUAACAUAACCCAUGACCGUCGAAUCUAACGUCUAAUCUAAUCUUCAUUAGCUCAAUUUUUGAUUCCAUGGCCGCAUUCGUAAUCAUGUUUAUAAAGUAAAAAAUGAAAUAGCUAUCUAAGGAGCUAUUAUACAGAUGGAUCCCUCUGGAUUGCCAGGUUUUGAGCAUCCGAGCGUACAGAGGAAAUAGCAAAGCCUCAUAUUCAUGUCAGUACGGCGUGCAGAAACGACGCCUUUGGCGUUAAAAAGAGUGCCCUCUCGGCAUCAGCUUCUGCACGGGUAUCCGAAAUGGCACAACCGAAUCAUCCUGCUGAUCCUGUUGAACGACCACCACCACGCAAGAAGAACGCCUUUGGUGCUCCGAUAUUUCCCCAGCCGAAAUUCGGUAAGCGACUGCCGAAGGUAAAACCAUACAAAAUGGGCGAGUGUAAGGAUAAAGACAAUAAGGAUAAGGGGCAGGCAAAUGAGUUGGAGAAUACUAUGAAAAAAUAUGAGUCUGUACCGUUGUAUCCAAGUAUUGAUCCUUGCAUUGAUCCCGCUGGUGCUAAAAAGCAAGCUAAGGCCAGAAGGGUUGCUGAAAAAGCGAAGAAGGCAAGGCUGGAGAAGCGGAGGCAGAAACGACAGGAGAAAAGUGAUCAAGUGAAGCAGGAGAAUGACGAAAAGAAGUGAAAAAAUGUUCGAGAUAAAGAAAUGUAGAACGAAAUAUGCUGUCAAGGAUCAGAGCCAUGUGAAAAUUAUAACUCAUGGUGUUACAGAAAACUUUGUAGAAUCUGAGCUUUUCAGUGACUGAUGUGUACCAAACAACAUAGCUGAAU